AUGUAUCUCCUAUACAUGAAUAUUAUCCCUAUACUGAUUAUGAUGCUAUUCGCGAACGCGCGGAUAGAGAUAGUGGAUAUAAAUACUGUGCAAAAUACUACACUCCAGAGAGACUCGAGCUUGGUGGUUAAUCCACUUGGCCCUAUUAACCCACUGCGCGGAUACAUCUACCACAGAAAUGGAUGGAUGCACAACAUGCGAUUUUUCUCACAUAAUAUAAAGGCCUACUUUAGUCUGGAAAAAUCCUCCCAAUCAACAAAAACCACAGACGUGUAUAACUAUACAAGAACUCCUUGUAGGGACUGCACGCAUCCUUCUUCUUCUACUAUAGAAAGAGAUAUUUAUACAAUCAAAUACUACGAGACGAUUAUCAAAAUGUUUCCCUCCUGUUCAGGUGAGCUAUCCAUUCAAACAUCUAAGUCUAAUUCAUUUAUCGAGUUUUUGAGACUUAGCAAGAGAAACGGCUCUGUUCAGUAUGUCCUUGCAGCUCUUUUGCUUCUUGCAGAGCAAGUAGACAUUAACAUUGAAAUAGAUUGCAGCAUUGAUAUGUCACUUAUCAUCAGAGAUAAGACUGGGUCCAAAGAAUACGUGAAUAUGCCUAUGCAUAUGUUAUAUACCAAUCUAAAGACAUCUGAGAAAGAGAAGGUCUAUUUAAUUGAAGCCGUAGAAGUUAUUACGUUCUUCAUAGAAUGCAAAGAAAAUCGAGUAAUAGACAAGGAGGGGAUAUUUGCCCAGGCAACUACUAAAGAUCAGUUCAAGAAAGGGCUGUUUUUAUGCAAUCCUAUAUUUCUUAUUGAGUCGUAUAUCUUUGAGUUUAUUGAAACUUCCGAAGACUACAUGCAAAUUGUAGAAAAGGUGCACGAGCUUCUCUGCGACCAGCUGGAAAAUGAAUUGUCUGAGAAUACCCUUGCCACAGCCAAUGCAGUAUUCAAAAAGUGCUUUUCCAGUGUUGCUACGCUUGAUAAAGAUGCUGCAUGCCUUGAGGGCUUCUAUAAAUUCAUGCAUUUUUUGGAUGAUAAUCGGAAAUUUCCCUUCUACCAUGACAUUGAAAAGCCCACAUAUACACGAGUACCGCAAUACGACCGAAGUCAAAAAAAAUUUGUGGAGAAUCAGCUACUGUACUACAGCAACUAUACAGAAACAGCUCUUCUUGGGCUAUUCUGCUGCCUUGCAUAUGAUUUAGGCACAAACCAAUAUACAACGAAACACAUAGAAAAAGCAUCUGUGGAUUUACAAGACUUCUUCUCUAGGUAUAGUAUUCCUUUUGCUGCUACUACAUACCCCAUUCAUGAAGCCUGGUGCAAAGUUGUGGCGUGUCUAGACAAUAACAGAAUAAUAUACAUGAAGGAUAAGAACAAGAUCAAAAGUGGGCUGAUCAAUAUUCUCCGAGUUAUUUCAGAAGUUACAGGACGAUAUAAAGACAUUGAGAAAAAGAUUCAAUCUUUGGAGAAGAUAAGCUAUAAUGUCAAACUAACUAGCAAAAAUAUCGAUGCCAUAACCAAAAUUGUAUCUGAUGUUAUUCUAUGUCUUUCAAAGAACCAAUCAAUAGAAAUUGCAGUGAAAGAUCUUUCUACAGCACAAUGCUCUAGCGGUAGGUAUGAAAUCUUUGGAACUAUUGAGCUCAAGUAUGCCUUCAAAUCAGCAUUUAAUGUGAUCUCUAUUGAUAUAACCCAAGCAAACGCCAAUAUGCUAAUUUCGUAUAUACUAGGGGAUAUGCCUGUAAAUAUUGCGAACAAACAGCUUGAAUUACACGAACAAUACAAAUCUGCAAAUAAUUUUAUAGCCUAUGCAAUUUCAAACUGCAUAACGAACGAAACCGCAUGCAUCAAUAUGAAGGAACGAUAUAUACAGGUAUAUCUAAAAAACGCUCUCACAGAUAUACUCUACCGGGCGCAUAAUGACACAAAAAAAAAGCUCUACCAAGUUAUGCUAUUGGCAAAAAUAGACAGCAUAGAGCAAAAGGGAAUGUAUGUGUUUGAAACUAUGCUCUAUUUUAUUGGGCAUAAUCUGACUGCGUCCCAUGAUAGUGUGCGAUUCACAUCAAACCUCCUUGCAAGUGCUCCGCUUAAUAGACUAUCUGCGCGAGAAAGUAUGAUGACUAUUUUUUCAAUUAUAGAGAACUAUCCCAAGCUCUAUCCAAAUAUUGACUAUACGAUCACAUCGCAUAACAUAGAUGAAAUUGAUUACAAUUCUCUAUACGAUAUAUUUUACUAUAGAAUGGCACAUGUUUCAGAUGAAACUAGAUAUAACUGUCUUAAAUUGUAUAUUCAGCUACCUGAAUCUGCCGAUUUCUAUGCGAACAUUCUAAACGAUAUUAUGGCAGGGUGCACAUUAUUUAAUCUGAUCUGUGAGUUAAAGGGCUUAGAAGGCAUUGAAGAGAUUCAUAAGUUGCUGGAGCUCCACUGGAAGAACAAAAAUCCGUCAGUGUACGAGUUUGUGAAUAUAGUGUGGCUUUACCUCUCCUGCACGCAAAAAGAGGGAACAGAAGAGAUGAUAAAGCUUAUACUUGGAUAUGUUAAUCCGAACAGCAUUGAUUCUACCAUCAGAAAUUUCUUGUGCAAUCAAAGAAGUUCUCUAAUUGCAAAAGCCCUUAUUUCUAUGAAAGACUGUCUUGACAUGAAUGCAAGCAAAGAGGAUAUAAACCGCAUUAAUGCUUUAAUAAGUAUUUUGCAGGAAUAG
Molecule: messenger RNA, 2679 nt
Organism: Nematocida ausubeli
Lineage: Eukaryota; Fungi; Microsporidia
Exons: 1
Coding region: 1-2679 (892 amino acids)
Source: RefSeq, a predicted model, not a curated record